AUGAAGCACAGCAACAACUCUACAUCCACUGAGGUUGAUAUUAAGUCUAAACCAGCCAAAAUAAAGGAGCCUAAUCUGGCUGGUAACCAUGGAUCCAAGGGUUCCUCUUCUAAGGUCCCUUCAGAAGGUGAAAACUCGGUUUCUAAGGACAAGAUGAGUGAGGAUCUAGAAAAUGAGAAACCAAAAUUAUUGAUCAGGCUUACCAGAGAAGAGAUUGAAGAAGAUUAUCUUGCAAUGACUGGAAAAAAGCUUCCAAGAAACAAGAUGAGGAGGGACUAUCUAGUGGUCUUAGCAGGUGCAUUUUAA
Messenger RNA from Lactuca saligna, 306 nucleotides. The record is from the annotation of a GenBank genome assembly. NCBI's taxonomy places the organism in Eukaryota, Viridiplantae, Streptophyta, Magnoliopsida, Asterales, Asteraceae.